AUGACGCAAUUGCGUCCCGUGGAAGCUUUCAAUGGGAUACCUUAUGCCACUUUGAGGGAUGGUAAACUCAGGUUCAUCCCUCCCGCCAGUUUCAUUAGAAACAGGAACAAACUUAUAGAACUAAGUCCUACCAAUGGAAGCAUUGUUUGUCCUCAGAAGAAAUUUGACAAAAAGACAUUUAUGAAACAGAUGAAUGAUGGCAGCUUCCGGCGCGUGCAGCGUGUGAUGUCACAAAACCAUACCCGCAAAGAAGAUUGCCUAUCUCUCAGCGUUUAUGUUCCUCAGAUAGCCCGAGAACCCGGACCACGAGCGCGAGCACCCGGACCACUGAGCGCGAGCACCCGGACACGAGCGCGAGCACCCGGACCACGACCCCCCACCACCCGGACCACGAGCCCGAGCACCCGACCACGAGCCCGGCACCCGGACCACGAGCCCGAGCACCCCGGACCACGAGCCCGGGCACCCCGGACCACGAGCGCGAGCACCCGGACCACGAGCGCGAGCACCCGGACCACGAGCGCGAGCACCCGGACCACGGACCCCCACCACCCGGACCACGACCCCCCACCACCCCGACCACGAGCCCGAGCACCCCGGACCACGACCCCCACCACCCGGACCACAGCCCAGCACCCGGACCACGAGCCCGGAACCGGACCCCCAAAGACCCGAGCACCCGGACCACGAGCCCGGGCACCCGGACACAGACGCCCGGAGCACCCGGACCACAGUCGCGAGCACCGGACCAAGACGCGAGCACCCGGACAGAGCGCAGAAGCACCGGGACCACGAGACAAACGACAGAACGAGCACCCGGACCAAGAAGACCGAGCACCCGGAACAGGAGACGAGAACCGGACCAGACCCACACCCGGACCAACAGCGCGGACCCGGACACGAGCCCGAGCACCCGACCACGACCCCCACAACCGACCAAGACCCCACACCCGGACCACACCAGCACCCGGAGCACGAGCCCACACCGGACCACGAGCCGAGCACCCGGACCACGAGCUAGCGAGCACCCGGACCACGAGCCGAGCACCCGACCACGAGCUGAGAGCACCACGGACCCGAGCACACCCGGACACUGAGCCCGUAGCACCGGACAAGGCCCGAGCAACCCGGACCACGAAGCGCGAGCACCCGGACCACGAGCGAGAGCCCCCGUGA
Pecten maximus is the source of this 1176-nucleotide messenger RNA. RefSeq names its product extensin-like. Gene Ontology annotation, biological process: modulation of chemical synaptic transmission; synaptic vesicle endocytosis; neuron cell-cell adhesion. The record is from RefSeq and is a predicted model, not a curated record. Gene Ontology annotation, molecular function: neurexin family protein binding; signaling receptor activity. Gene Ontology annotation, cellular component: cell surface; synapse. Lineage: Eukaryota; Metazoa; Mollusca; Bivalvia; Pectinida; Pectinidae. The coding region runs from base 1 to 1176 and encodes 391 amino acids. The transcript is spliced from 2 exons.